CAAUCGCCCCCUCUCUGCCCCGUUUGCCCCAUUGAUCCCGGCUUCUUCGCCCGCGUGCCCACAGCCCUCUGGCACCAUGGAAGCCAUCAAGAAAAAGAUGCAGAUGCUAAAACUGGACAAGGAAAAUGCCUUGGACCGGGCGGAACAAGCCGAGACAGAACAGAAACACACAGAGGAGAGGAGCAAACAGCUGGAGGAUGAACUGGUGGCCAUGCAGAAGAAGCUGAAGGGGACGGAAGACGAGCUGGACAAAUACUCCGAGGCGCUAAAAGAUGCUCAGGAGAAGCUGGAAGUGGCCGAGAAGAAGGCGGCCGACGCUGAAGCCGAGGUUGCGUCCUUGAACCGGCGCAUCCAGCUGGUGGAGGAGGAGCUGGACCGGGCUCAGGAGCGCCUGGCCACGGCCUUGCAGAAGCUGGAGGAAGCCGAGAAGGCCGCCGAUGAGAGCGAGAGGGGCAUGAAAGUCAUUGAAAACAGAGCCCUGAAGGAUGAGGAGAAGAUGGAGCUGCAGGAGAUCCAGCUGAAGGAGGCCAAGCACAUUGCCGAGGAGGCCGACCGGAAGUACGAGGAGGUUGCUCGUAAGCUGGUGAUCAUUGAAGGAGAUCUGGAACGGACCGAGGAGAGAGCCGAGCUGGCCGAAUCCCGUUUACGAGAAACGAAUGAGCAGAACCGUCUGAUGGACCAAAACUUGAAAUUCCUUUCUCAGGCUGAAGAAAAGUACUCUCAAAAAGAGGACAAAUAUGAAGAGGAGAUCAAGAUUUUGACUGACAAACUCAAAGAGGCAGAGACCCGGGCCGAGUUUGCCGAGAGAUCGGUAGCCAAAUUGGAGAAGACCAUCGAUGACUUGGAAGAUGAACUCUAUUCUCAGAAAUUGAAAUACAAAGCCAUAAGCGAGGAACUGGACCAUGCCCUCAAUGAUAUGACUUCCAUAUAAAACUGGUGAUUCCAAAGCUCCACUUAGCAGCUCGGCCUGCAGCUUUCGAAGUCUGCCUUUUAUUAAAACAAAAAACCUUCAUCCGGCUCCCUGUCUUCCUUCCUUCUUUCCUUCCUUUUUUCCUUCCUUCCUUCCCUCCCUCCCACCCUCCCUCCUUCCUUCCCAUCUACCUAUUUAUCUUACGUAACCAUCUUCCUUCCUUCCUUCCCUCCCUUCCCAUCUACCUAUUUAUCUAUCUAGUCUCCUCCCUUCCUUCCUUUUUUCCUUCCUUCCCUCCCUCCCUUCCUGCCCAUCUAUUUAUCUUAUCUAAAUGUCUUCCUCCUUCCUUCCCAUCCACCUAUUUAUCUAACUAGUCUUCUUCCUUCCUUCCUUCCUUCCUUCUUUCGUUCCUUCCCUCCUUCUUUCCUUCCCUCCCUCCCUCCUUCCCAUCUACCUAUUUAUCUUAUGUAACCAUCUUCCUUCCUUCUUUCCUUCCUUCCCUCAUUCCCAUCCACCUAUUUAUCUAACUAGUCUUCUUCCUUCCUUCCUUCUUUCCUUCCUUCCUUCCUUCCUUUUUUUGUUCCUUCCCUCCUUCUUUCCUUCCUUCCCUCCCUCCCUCCUUCCCAUCUACCUAUUUAUCUUAUGUAACCAUCUUCCUUCCUUCCUUCUUUCCUUCCUUCCUUCCUCCCUCCCUGCCUCCCCAUCCACCUAUUUAUCUUAUCUAACCUCCUUCCUUCCUUCCUUCCUUCCUUCCUUCCUUCCUUCCUUCCUUCCUUCCUUCCUUCCUUCCUUCCCAUCCACCUAUUUAUCUAACUAGUCUUCCUUUUUUCGUUCCUUCCCUCCCUCCCUCCCCAUCUACCUAUUUAUCUUAUCUAACCAUCUUCCUUCCUUCCUUCCUUCCUUCCUCCUUCCUUCCUUCCUUCCUUCCUUCCUUCCUCCCUCCCUCCCUCCCUCCCUUCCUAGUCCGGCCUCUUCCCCACCACCACCACCACGCUCUCCAAAUCACACAUGCACCCCAUUCCGGAGGGUGAAAAGGCUCAUCCUUUGCACGAGUGUCCUCCGUCCGGCGGGGUGGACGGAUGUCCGGUCUUGCACGCCUCUCCGAAACACAAGCACCUUUGUGAUCUGUGGCCUUAGUGGACUUUUUCUUGGGUGGCUUUACUCGGAGGUGGGGGGGCUGUUUCUUCUCUGCAGGGACCCCCCCCCCUUCCCUCUGCUCACUCGCUUGCUGCAGGAAGAGACGAGCGACGCCGGAUUGGGGCCCGGCUCAGAACCGUUGCGGCUGUGUAGCGCCUGGGACACAACAUUGUUGUAUCGCUGUCACUGGAAAAUAAGCAAAAUGCACUAA
Messenger RNA from Pantherophis guttatus, 2258 nucleotides. RefSeq names its product tropomyosin 3 (gene TPM3). The record is from RefSeq and is a predicted model, not a curated record. NCBI's taxonomy places the organism in Eukaryota, Metazoa, Chordata, Lepidosauria, Squamata, Colubridae.